AUGGCUAAGAAGAGAAGAGCUGCUAUUUUACCAACUAAUAUUAUUCUUUUACAAAAUGUAGUCCGUAGGGACCCAGAAUCAUAUCAUGAAGAAUUCUUACAGCAAUAUUCUCAUUAUGAAUCACUUCGAGAUUUAUACUUGAUUAAUCCAACUGGUGUUGAUUCUAAUUCUACUACUGAAUUUAUUGACUUAAUUGGAUUCAUGUCUGCUGUAUGUAAUUGUUAUCCUAAAGAAACAGCUAAUUUUCCAAAUGAAUUAAAAGAAAUUUUAUUAAAUAAUCAUCGUGAUUUAACUCCAGAAUUACGUGAAAAGAUUAUUCAAUGUUUAACCAUGUUAAGAAAUAAAGAUAUCAUUUCUGCUGAAAUGUUAAUUCAAACAAUUUUCCCAUUAUUAACUACUAAUAAUGCUGGACAACAAGUUAAACAAAUGAGAAAACAAAUUUAUGCUACUUUGGUUGCCUUGUUGAAAUCCGUCAAUACUGGUACAAAGAAUCAAAAAUUGAAUAAAUCGACUCAAGCAUUAUUGUUCAAUUUGUUAGAACAAAGAGAUAAUCAAGGUUUAUGGGCUACUAAAUUAACUAGAGAAUUAUGGAGAAGAGGUAUUUGGGAUGAUUCAAGAACAGUUGAAAUUAUGACUCAAGCAGCUUUACAUCCAGAUGUUAAAGUUGCUGUUGCUGGUGCCAAAUUCUUUUUGGGUGCUGACAAAGAAAGAGAAGAUAAUUUUGAUGAAAGUUCAGAUGAAGAUGGAUUUGAUAUGAAUGAAUUAAGACAUAAAAUGCAAAUCAAUAAAAAGACUUCCAAGAGAGGUAAGAAAUUGGAACAAGCUGUUAAAACUACGAAGAAGAAAAAUAAUGCUAAACAUUCAGCUACAUAUUUGAAUUUCUCUGCUAUUCAUUUAUUAAGAGAUCCUCAAGGUUUUGCUGAACAAAUGUUUGAAAAUCAUUUGAGUAGUAAAAAUUCAAAUAAAUUUGAUUUGGAACAAAAGAUUUUAUUUAUGAAUUUGAUUUCAAGAUUAAUUGGUACACAUAAACUUAUAGUUUUAGGUAUUUACACCUUUUUUUUGAAAUAUCUUACACCAAAACAAAGAAAUGUUACUCAAAUUAUGGCUGCUUCUGCCCAAGCUUCUCAUGAUUUAGUUCCACCUGAAUCUAUCCAAGUUGUGGUUCGUAAAAUUGCUGAUGAAUUCGUCAGUGAUGGUGUUGCUGCAGAAGUUGCUUCAGCUGGUAUCAACACUAUUAGAGAAAUCUUGUCCAGAGCUCCGUUAGCUAUUGAUGCUCCAUUAUUGCAAGAUUUGACAGAAUAUAAAGGUUCUAAAUCUAAAGCAGUCAUGAUGGCUGCAAGAUCUUUGAUUGCCUUGUAUCGUGAAGUUGCUCCUGAAAUGUUGUUGAGAAAAGAUCGUGGUAAAGUUGCCAGUAUUGAACUUCAAAAGGGAGAAAAAUCUGGAUUACCUCAAUAUGGUAUUGAAAACAAUGUUACAUCUAUUCCAGGUCUUGAAUUAUUAGCCAAAUGGAGACAAGAACAAGGAUUGGAAGGUAAUGAAGGUGAAGAAGAUGAUGCCAAUUGGGAAGUCGAAGAAGAUGCUGAUGGAAGUGACAUCGAAGGUGAUUGGGUUGAUGUUGAAUCCGAUAAAGAAAUUAAUAUUUCUGAUAGUGAAGAUGAAGAUGAUAAGAAGGAUGAUGAAGAGGAAGAAAAUGUAGAAGAAGACGAUAAAAAUGACGUCUCUGAUUUGGACUUAUCAUCUGAUGAUGAUGAUGAUGAUGAAGAAGAAGGAGAUGAAUCAGAACAACCUGCUAAGAAGAAACAAAAGAGAUCUGAAGGAGAUGAAGCCAAACCUGUUGAUCCACAACAAGCUAUGAAUGAAUUGCUUUCUAGUAGAAUCUUGACUCCUGCUGAUUUCGCUAAAUUAGAAGAAUUAAGAACUGAAGCUGGUGUUUCUAAAAUUAUGGGUAUUUCCAACGAAGAAGCUGUUGAUUCUACAACAUUAGUUGGUAAAGUCAAAUACAAACAAUUACGUGAAGAAAGAAUUGCUCAUGCUAAAGAAUCCAAAGAAGGACGUGAGAAAUUCGGAUCUAGAAAGGGUAAAAGAGAUGCUCCUCAUUCUACUACUAAUAAAGAAAAGGCCAGAAAGAAGAAUUUUGUUAUGAUGAUUCAUAAAAAAGCUGUUCAAGGUAAACAAAAACUUUCCUUACGUGAUAGACAAAAAGUCUUAAGAGCUCAUAUAACGAAACAAAAGAAGAAAGGUCAUUAG
Molecule: messenger RNA, 2247 nt
Organism: Candida tropicalis MYA-3404
Lineage: Eukaryota; Fungi; Ascomycota; Pichiomycetes; Serinales; Debaryomycetaceae
Gene: SDA1
Product: Sda1p
Exons: 1
Coding region: 1-2247 (748 amino acids)
Biological process (GO): ribosomal large subunit biogenesis; ribosomal large subunit export from nucleus
Cellular component (GO): nucleolus
Source: RefSeq, a predicted model, not a curated record